AUGAAAUAUUAUAAUAUAGUAACGAGUAAUUUUCCUAAAGGAGAUUCCAUUUCUAACAAUACAAUCACAAGAAAAUACAGAAAUAAUUUUUUUAAAUAUUCGAAUGAUACAAUGGAGAAAAAAAAUUAUUUAAAUCUAAAGUUUUAUAGAUUCACCUUUUGUUUAUAUAAAUCGCACAGGAACAUACUUAUAGAAAUACAUUCCAAUAAGUACUAUUCAAGAAUAUUGAGUCAACAAUCAAGGAAUCAAGGUAGAAUGGGAAAUCAAAAUGGAAUAUAUCAAAGUGCACUCAUUUUUAAAGGUUUACGUGAAAGUUUUUCCAAUGAAAAAAGAAUGAUUCUUUUAGGUAUGAUUUUUGGUAUGAGGAAUGAAUUGAUGCUUUGUCCUUCAUUAUCAAUUUUUCCUCGUUCUUUAAAGCAUGACAUAUGGGGAAAAUGGACUGAUUAUUCAAAUACUAUUAUUAGUAUAAUUGAAAAAGAUGAAAGAGAGGAUUUUAACAAAGCAGAAAGGGAUGGAUAUUCAGUUAAUGAGUGUAUAAGAUUAACAAAAUUAUACAUAGCUAAAUGGUCUAAAACACGCUUACAAUUGAGUGAAUCGUAUUUUCUAUUUUUAAGAUAUGCCUUAGCUUUAUACAAAAAGACAUGGUCCUCAGAUCGUAAUUCACCAAGAGUUAGAAAUGGUGAGAAUAUAUUGUUUAAAGGUACAUUAGGAAUUCCAAAUACAGAAACUUUUAUACUUCCUAAUGGAAAACUAGUUAUGGUUACAGAUAAUUCUAUAAAUAUUACGGAAAACAAAAAAAACAUAUUUUAUAGCCCAACUGUUCAGGAAGAAUUACAUAAUUUAAGGAAAUCGUUACAAGUUAAGCAGGAAAUAUUAAACUAA
This is a messenger RNA of Plasmodium gallinaceum, 882 nucleotides long. Its product is annotated as Plasmodium exported protein, unknown function. Lineage: Eukaryota; Apicomplexa; Aconoidasida; Haemosporida; Plasmodiidae. The transcript has 2 exons. The record is from RefSeq and is a predicted model, not a curated record. The coding region runs from base 1 to 882 and encodes 293 amino acids.